CUCAUUCAUUGCACGUUGGCAAUUAAUAUAUGUCCUUGUUAACGGUAAAAACCGUCGUCAUAACUUCAGGUAAAUAAAACUGUAUUACAUUAUAUUUUUGUACAUGUUCGCGCUGUAUGUGUACCUCUACGUGAAUUGCUUCGAUAUAGAUCCCCUUGUCAUAUGGUAUAACAUUUGUUUCACCGAGUCAAGCCAAUUUUCUCAUUUUCCGAGAAUAUGUACAUGUAUUUAUUUUCUGCUAGGUCGCCUUCGGUAUUCCAUUGUGGACAUAGAUUUUAUAAAGUGGCCUUAUAAUGUGUAUUAAACGCAUGUGACGCCGGAAAGUGCUUUGUAUAAGCAAUUUAUAACUCUGUUUUAAGAUAAAUUGUCGUUCUUAUGUUACAUUUCAAUAAUAUCAAGCUAUUGAAAUAUCGUAGUUACAUGUAAGUGCAUGCCUAAGAUACUCAACUAAAAAUGUUACUGUUAAAGACAGACUCUACAAUGCAUCAUUCAGAGGCCGCGUUCUGUACAGAAUCCAGGUACACAAUCUCAGUUGUUACUGUGGAAGUUUCAUCUCACUGCACACCAACAGUAAACUGUCACAGGGCUUCUAUAUUGAUGUUGGAAAGUUAUACAUUACAUUGUAUUUCAAAAAGUGUAGUUCCUCUAGAUUUAUAUAAGCCUUUGCUUUAAAUAUACGAUACGCUGAAUAGCGUCUACAUUUAUUUCUCUAUUAGUUGACAUUAAAUUGAUAUUAAUAUUGCUACAGUUGAUCCUCAAACUUUUAUCACAUACAUAGCUCUUAUGCUCUAUCUUCAGAACAACAGAAAUGUACUGACUUUUAAAACCCCUUUUAAAACUCUUUGUACCCAUUUAAGAUGAAUCUAAAAACAAUGUCCCACAUCAAAGAACACUGAUUAUGGUUACGUCCAAAGCCCGAUUUAAAGGACAGGCCCUCCAUCGGUAAGAAAUCUGAUCGGACGUCUUUACAGCUGCACGGUACUCUGCGAUUGAUAAAGGACACACGAAAGAUUCAUUACAGAUUAAAUCAACUUAAUCCAACAAAUUUGAACAUGAAAUUGCGUCUGUUUUUAAAGGCAGUUUAUUUCAAAAUGGCCGUAGAAGGAUAAGGAUGGGGUUUAUUAUUUUGGAUUUAGAAGAAUAUAAUUUAUGAUAUAGAGAAACAACUUUUUUAAAAUGGCAGGAAUAUCAGCGACAACAUCUCGUCAAGGAACACAGUUAUCGGCUAGGACACGGCCUACAACAUCCCUUCGUGGUGACGAUGAAGUUGGAAAUGAUCUUGUGAUUUGCAAAAUCUGUAACAAAGAAUUGACGAAUCCAAAACAUUUUCCAUGUCUCCAUACCUUCUGCGAAGGAUGUCUAAAUAUUCACGCCAAGGCAACGAGGGAAUCCGACUCAAGUGCUCAGAUAAGAUGCCCAACAUGCGCCGUACCGAUUCCAGAGUCCGCAGAAGCAGACCCAGAGAAAAUCGUGGCCAGACUUCCUGCCAACAACCUUCUUUUGUCACAUGUUAUGAAGCGGCAAUUGAAAACCAAACGAUGUAAGCCUUGUCAACGUCGAACGAAAACAUCCACCGCCAAAUCGUGGUGUUCAGAGUGCGCCGAAGCUCUCUGUGAUGAUUGUGUCGAGAAUCAUGCUUCCAUUCAAUCCUCGAAUCGACAUCUCGUGAUCCCGAUCGCUGACGCCGAGAAUAACCCGUACACUAUGCAAAGAAAAAUAUUCUGUAUAGAUCACCCACGAGAAGAGGUGACAAAAUUUUGUAUGGAACAUCAAUCAGCAUGUUGCGGAAGAUGCAAGACAGGUACGCACUCCCAAUGUACUUCAUUUCUUCCAAUAGACAGAGCAAUUGAGGUCAUGCGGAAGAAACAGGAGCUCACCGUCCUUGUGUCUCAACUAGACACCAUGAGUAGCAACGCUGAGAAAAUCGUAACUGAAAGGAAAAAAGCUGUUGAAGACCUUACUAGUCACAAAACGGAAGAAGAAAAACAGAUCCAAACAUUUCGGGAACACGUGAAUGAACAUUUGGAUAAUUUGGAAAAGGCACUCAAAGCUGAAUUUGAAGAACUCCAUGAGAGGGAAACCACUCAUAUAAGACAGGAUAUUGAAGUUUUUGAACAAAAACUUCAAAAUAUUAAUUACUACAAAGAUCUACUGGACGCGGCCACUAAGAACGUUCCUCCACUUGCUGUCCUUACGGAAGGGGCGAAAAUUCGACAGCAAUGCCAAUUAUUAGAGGAGAACAUGCAACAUCGCGCUGGGAAAAUCGUAAGAACUCAAUACGAUAUCAAAGAUUCCGACCUCGUUUCGAAAAUGCACACACUGGGUGUGGCUGAAGCUAAACACACCGCUCUUCAUUCUGAUAAGACAAUUGAUCACUUGCAGUUGUCACCAAGGUUACCAGUUCGUAUGUCUGAAAGAAGGCAUAAUUUCCUGGCUUUAAAGUACCAAAGUAGUUUCAUAUCGGGCGGAUUUGCGCUGAAUAGAAACCUAAUUUUAGUAGACAACAAAGGGCGAGAGGUCAGAGGAUACUCUGAAUCAGGAAACAGACUUGAUACUCAUGUAUGCCCUUUGUAUGGAAAUCCAUUUGAUGCUACUCUUCUUCCUGAUCGAAAGGGUACGAAUAUCAUUGCCGUCACCAUCCCAGUGAUGAAAACUAUUCAGCUACUAGAAGCUGGGACAAAAACUUUGAGCAUCAUGGAACGUUUCCACUUUAAAACCGUUAACCAAUGCUUUGGAAUCACCUUCGUUGACGGGAAAAUCUUAGUCGCCUGCCUGAAAUCCAUAGAUAUUUGGGAACUGGACGCAGACAACCGCUUGGUUUUUGUCAACGCGAUGAAAAUCGAAGGCAGUAAAGUGAAAUACAUCUGUGCAGCAGACCAUAACCGCGUCUACUACACGGAUUCCGACUUCCGCGGUUGCUUGUACUGCAUCACCACGGAUGGGAGCAACAUUUUCCGAUAUUCACACAAGAACUUGCGCGUUCCAAUGGGAAUCUCAGUGGACCACCGUGGAAGUGUGUACGUGGCCGGACAUUAUUCUAACAACAUCCACCAGGUGUCGCCAGAAGGCGGACUUAUCCAGAUCAUCUCCCCGGAGGACGAGGGCUUCAAGAAACCCAUAGUGAUGAUUUCUAAUGGAGAAAAGAUCUUCUUAAGCUACGAGAGUCACACCAUUACCUACAUGUAUCCGUCUUAAUACGCCACGGUAGUCACAUCACAGAACUCUGAGAACUCUUCACACAGUUCUGAAUAGAAAAACAUUUUUGUUGUAUAUGGGUGUGACUUAAUUUUGUACAUGUGUUUUUAAAUCUAACAAUUGUCUAAUUAAUUCAUUUUGUAUGCUGUUGACCUGUUGCAAGUAAAGUCUGCAUUUACUUCCAACAAAUAAAUUCAAAAUUUACAGAC
This is a messenger RNA of Ostrea edulis (European flat oyster), 3404 nucleotides long. Its product is annotated as protein PML-like. The record is from RefSeq and is a predicted model, not a curated record. The coding region runs from base 1177 to 3195 and encodes 672 amino acids. The transcript has a single exon. NCBI's taxonomy places the organism in Eukaryota, Metazoa, Mollusca, Bivalvia, Ostreida, Ostreidae. Gene Ontology annotation, molecular function: zinc ion binding.